This is a messenger RNA of Tarenaya hassleriana, 1200 nucleotides long. RefSeq names its product coiled-coil domain-containing protein 94 homolog. Gene Ontology annotation, biological process: mRNA splicing, via spliceosome. Gene Ontology annotation, cellular component: U2-type catalytic step 1 spliceosome. The record is from RefSeq and is a predicted model, not a curated record. The transcript has 5 exons. Bases 54 to 1007 code for a protein of 317 amino acids. NCBI's taxonomy places the organism in Eukaryota, Viridiplantae, Streptophyta, Magnoliopsida, Brassicales, Cleomaceae.
UUUUUGGUGUUCCUGACUUCCUGUGAUUUGGCGACGAAGAGGAAGAGGGCGACAUGGGAGAGCGAAAAGUUCUGAACAAGUAUUAUCCGCCGGAUUUCGAUCCGUCGAAGCUUCCUCGGCUCCGGCGACCGAAGAAUCAGCAGAUUAAGGUCCGUAUGAUGCUUCCGAUGAGUAUUCGCUGCAACACUUGUGGGAAUUACAUCUACAAGGGUACCAAGUUCAAUUCCCGCAAAGAAGAUGUCAUCGGUGAGACAUAUCUGGGAAUCCAAAUAUUUAGGUUCUACUUUAAGUGCACCAAGUGCUCGGCCGAGCUGGCAAUGAAGACCGAUCCACAAAAUUCUGACUAUGUUGUUGAAUCUGGGGCAACACGGAAUUUUGAACCCUGGCGUGCAGAAGAUGAGGAAGCAGAUAAGGAGAAAGGGAAACGAGAAGCUGAAGAGAUGGGGAAUGCAAUGAAAUCCUUGGAGAAUAGAACUCUGGAUUCGAAAAGAGAGAUGGAUAUUAUAGCUGCACUUGAUGAAAUGAAAUCGAUGAAGUCUAGACAUGCUACUGUCAGCGUAGAUGCGAUGUUGGAGGCCUUGCAAAAAACGGCUGCUGAGAAGGAAAAAAGAUUGGAAGAAGAGGAUGAGGCACUCAUAAAGUCAAUAUUCAGUAAGCCGAAAGAAGUUAUCAGGAGGAUUGCCGAUGAAGAACUAGAUGAUGAUUAUGGCGACAUUGCUCACAUUCAGGAACAAGCAUCUUCAGAUGUUUCAAAGAAGAGAAAAGCGUCAGAAGAAAGUCCAAGCAACCCGACUGAUAUUUUGGAUAGCUCUGGUGAAAUCCGAAACGAGCCUAAGAAAAGCACAGUUAGUAAUAAUCCAUUCAAAUCAGUUCGGAUAUCGGUUAUAAAGAAGCAAGCUGCUCCAGCAAAACCCCAAGAGGCAAAGCCGGUAGAAGCCAGCAACGAGAACUCGGGAUUAACAUCUUUGUGCCAGAAUUAUGGCAGCGAGGAGGAGGAGGAGGAUUGAGCUGUCUGCUACUUGCAGAACUUGGGUUGUUGCCAAUGAUUGAGCUUUGGAUAGAACAUUGGAAGAACAGAAGAGCCAUGCUCAUUCCUUGUGUUCCACAAAUUCUUGUUUGUCAGCUUUUAGAGCUUCAUUUGACCAGAAACACUUGUCACCUCAAAGCUAAAUUACUCAAAUUUUAUGUUUUGUCUCAGCA